AUGAUCUCGAAACAAUUUUUUUUUGUACAGACUUACUCAAAACUUUUAAUAAAAAGUGUCGCAAACGUAAAAAAGUCAUCAAUCCGGUCACAAACGUUGCACGCUGCAGCCGCUGCUACAAAAACUUUUGAAGGUGAACCACAAUUGAAAUGGCAUCUGAUGAGUUCUGUGGCCGUCAUUAGGUCGCCUGUUGUCACUGCCGAAAUGAACGAUCUGGAAAAAGACUUUUCAGCCAUGCUUAGGAUGAUUGAAAAAGAAAAAAGUCUGUUAUCUGAUUUUGACAUUAGGAAGAUAGAGGAAAAAGCAUUAGUUGAAAAAAGAAAAGAUGAAGAUUAUAUAGAAACAGAAGCUGAGGCUGUCAUGCAGACUGCUGUGGAACUUGAAGAUAUUUGGGAAGAUGAAGUGAAUGCGUUCAAACCUGCCAGCAGAAUAACAAAUGAUGAUAGAAGUGGCAACACUAGCUCUAUUGAUAGGAAACUUGACAGGAAAUUGUAUUUACUAACCAACCAGAGUUUGGGCAAAUCAAAGCAUUGGGUUAUGCCCAUGGGAGUGAGGAAGGAUAAUGAAUCUUUGAGACAAACAGCUGAACGAAUAUUGCAACAGUUUUGUGGGUCUGAACUGAAUGUGCACUUCUUAGGAAAUGCUCCGUGUGGCUUCAUGAAGUACAAAUACCCACCUAACACCUACAAGAACUUCAUUGGUGCUAAGGUCUUCUUUUUCAAGGCGCAUUAUAAAUCUGGUGAACUGAAUUUGGCCAAGGAUGUUGCAGGUUUCAAAUGGUUAACCUCUGAGGAAGUCAAACAGUUUGUCACUCCAUCUUAUUACAGAACAUUGCACAAUGCUCAAAAACGUAUCUAA
Molecule: messenger RNA, 858 nt
Organism: Helobdella robusta
Lineage: Eukaryota; Metazoa; Annelida; Clitellata; Rhynchobdellida; Glossiphoniidae
Exons: 8
Coding region: 1-858 (285 amino acids)
Cellular component (GO): mitochondrial large ribosomal subunit
Molecular function (GO): structural constituent of ribosome
Source: RefSeq, a predicted model, not a curated record